Messenger RNA from Drosophila takahashii, 2013 nucleotides. RefSeq lists its product as uncharacterized. The record is from RefSeq and is a predicted model, not a curated record. NCBI's taxonomy places the organism in Eukaryota, Metazoa, Arthropoda, Insecta, Diptera, Drosophilidae.
AUGAUAACCUUAUUCCAUCCGUACCUCAAAUGGCUUUGCUUUUGCUUAAUAGCCACAAUUGUGAUUCUCAGUCUUUCAACACAAGAUGCAAAUACGCAAUAUCGGGAAAUUAUCGAAAAGGAAAGAGUUUCGGAAUUUACAGUGAAAGAAUCUGCAAAUACUGCUGAGGAUUUCAGAGAUUUGGAAGAUGCAGAUCAACCCCUUUUCUUUGUGGAAACCGCCAAGUGCAAGAUUCCGUAUGUGAAUCCCUUUGAUUCGGAUGCCAUGGCUGUGUUCCAUCCCGAACACUUUGAGUCCUGCUCCAACGAAACCGCCCUGGUGAUCCCGAUCUAUGACGUCGGUCGGCAGCGAUAUGUGCUGUUCAUCAAUAAGACGCUAGCAUCGAUCAUUCUGAACUCUUCCGAGGUGGAGUACAACUGCUAUUAUCAGGAGAUAACACGCGACCGGCAGCACGACAGCUAUGACAAGGUGGAGCGUAAGUACUUUACGCAUAACUACGAGGUCCCGCUACAUGUUCAUGGCCUGAUCUUGGCCUGUCAUCGUCUUGGCAACGAGUCGGAUAUUCUGCAGAGCGAUGCCUAUAGCCUCAUUCAAUAUAGGCCACUUCCCAAAGGACUUUCGAUGGAACCGUCUAAACGGAAGCCAAGUGUCCUAAUGUUCGGCAUAGACAGCCUGUCGCGGAUCAAUUUGCGUCGAACUAUGCCCAAGGUUUAUAAUUUUCUGAAGGGAGAAGGAUGGUUCGAACUGCAGGGCUAUAAUAAGAUUGGCGACAACACUUUUCCCAACCUGCUAGCCAUUUUGACUGGCUAUAAUCCAAACUCGGCCAUGGAAAAGGUGUGCAAUUGGCACGAGAAGGGCUGUUUGGAUAGGACCCCUUUUAUAUGGCACUACCUCCGGAAUGCCAGCUAUUUGACCGCCUACGGUGAGGAUGAGAGUGGAAUAGAGACAUUCAACUAUUGUAAGCCCGGCUUUUUGGUGCAACCCACCGACUUUUACCUCCGACCCAGCCAAAAGGCCUUCGAAUCGGGUCUGAACACCUGGAAAUGCGAGGACUGCUCUAUGAGAUACUGCAUCGGCCGACGGAUCACCAGCAGCUACGUCUAUGAUAUGGCCAAAGAAUUUGCCAAACGCUUUGUGGACGAACGUCCCAUUUGGGGGCUCUUCUGGUCGAAUAGCUUCAGUCACGACAGCUUUCAGAUGCCCUCGAAAAUGGAAGACUACGUGCUGCAGUAUUUGUUGGAUUUCCAGGCAGAUGGUGUCUUCGAACAGAGUAUAAUGAUAUUCCUAUCCGAUCAUGGAUCUCGUUAUGGAAGGAUAAUGUCUCUGCCUAGUGGAUUCCUGGAGUCGCGACUGCCCUCGAUGUUUAUCUACUUGCCGCCCUGGUUCCGUGCUCAAUAUCCGGAAUAUGCGAAAGCCCUGCAGUUGAACCAAAACCGCUUGACCUCCAACUACGAUCUGCACAAUACCCUGAAGCACAUCAUCGAACUGGGCGGAACUCCUGAUGGUCCCAAGUUACCCAAAGCUGCCGACUGUCCAAAGUGCCAGUCCGUAUUUCUUCCCAUCGAUGAGUUGAGGACGUGUGAGGACGCUGGGAUACCAGAGCACUACUGCACCUGUGUGCCUUAUAAAAGACUAAAUGCGGGUUGGGAGGAGCGUUUUGCUCCCCUGGUAAUCGAUCGAAUCAACGAGUAUUUGGCGAGCAGGAAUCUUAGUAACAUUUGCUCAAAGCUAACCCUGAAGUACGUACACGAGACGGAGAUAAAAAUCGACCUGGAUCAGAACUUCCAUGAUGAGGUGCCCCCUACAGAGGUGGCCACCUAUCGCACCAUGUUCAAGGUGAAUCAGAACACCGCCGACUUCCGAGCCACCGUUCUAUUUAAUAAUAUCACCGAAUCUGUGGAGGUUUCGGUGCCCACUAUCAGUCGACUCGACAGUUAUGCAAAGGUUUCGACAUGUGUCGACGACAAAACCGACAAGAUGUAUUGCAUUUGCAAAAGUGAUAUCCAAGAAUAA